CCUGCCCCCUGUCAUGAAAUUGUACUAAGGCUUAGUCUAAGCUUAUACUAUCUGGCCGUCUUAUUAGUUGAAACGUACAUAAAUCUCGUUUAACAUUGUAUAGUCAUAUAGGAAGUUUAAACAGUACGUGGUAGGGCAUCUUAUAAUUGACCUUUGAGCAAGAGCAGCCGGUAAGCAUGGUAUUAGAUCUCUGUCUACAUGUGGAAAUGCGUUAAUAAAACAUUGCCAUUCAUGAUUGUGUGCAUUAUGCAGUGGCGAUGAGUGCAAGACUGAAUACUGGGAUCUGAGACAAUAUCUUAGGAAAAGGACAUGGCACAAUCAACAUUCACUGAUAGAACAUUUCCAAAGGUAGAACUUCAUCUUCACAUUGAAGGAGCCAUUCGAUCUUCAACAAUAUGGGAGAUUUCACAGAAGCGUGGUAUCAGUGUCGGCUGCUCGUCGUUGGAAGAGCUUGAAAAGGAGCUUGUGGAAUGGAAAACGGGAGAUCUUAGCACAUUCCUAGCACAGUUUAAUAGAUUUAUGCCAGUUUUCAUAGGGGACCUGGAAUCAAUAAAGCGCAUCAGUUAUGAAUUGUGUGAGGACCUAUCUAAGGAAGGGGCAGUCUACUUUGAGGCUCGCUACAGUCCUCAUCUUUUCUCAAACUUACCAAGGGUAAAAAACUUUUUCAAUGUACCUGAAGGUGACGUAACGCCACGUGAUGUCGUCCGAGUAGUCAACGAAGGUAUCCGAGAAGGAUCGAAAGACUUCGGCAUUCAGGCCCGGACAGUGUUAUGCAUGAUUCGUGACAAACCAGAAUGGUCUGCUGAAGUUCUUGAAUUGUGCGAAGAGUUCCAUAACGAUACAGUCGUUGGUAUUGACCUAGCCAACAAUGAAAUGCUUGAACUUUACACACAACAUAUAGAAGGUUUCAAGGGAGCCAAGACGGCUGGUAUCCAUCGUACAUGCCAUGCCGGUGAGAUGGGACCAGCUAGUAAUGUACAAACUGCCAUUGAAAUUCUUGAAGCUGAAAGGAUAGGUCACGGUUAUCACAUCUUUGAUGAUGAGAGCGUCGUGAAGCUCGCUAAGGAAAAGUCUAUUCACUUUGAGGUAUGUCCAACUUCAAGUACUCGAACGGGAGCGCUCGAAGAUGAUUUUGACAACCAUUGCGCUAAAAGGUUUCUCAACGAAGGUAUGAAUAUAUCAAUAAAUACAGAUGAUCCAACGUUGUUUGGUGCGACACUCACAAGAGAGUUUAGUAUUGCUCGUAAUCAUUUCGGCAUGGAUGACAGAGCCUUAGCGUUGAUGACUCUAAAUGCAGCACAAGCCAGUUUUUUACCCGACGAUCAAAAAGCAGAAAUGAUCAAGAGUCUCAAAGUCAAGUUCAAGGAGAUUUUAUAAGUAGGCCUAAUUUUCUAUCAAUGCUUAGGAUUUUCAAUAUUUUUCCGGGAUGAAAACCAUGGUAACAUAAUCCUAAAUUACUCAAUUAUGUUUUGAUGUGAAUAACCAUUAUUUUUGUGGAUUUUUCUCCAACCAAAAAAUAUUCCUUUUCUAUUCCCUUCAAGACCGUGAUAUUUAUUUUUUUUACUCGAAUCGACUGUAGCUGUACGUUUUCAAAAUACUGUUGUUCAUAUUGGUCAGCGUGCUGGCUUGCAAAAUUAAUACACAAUAUGUCAAGGGCGUUAUUACAUAUAUCAGACUGGAAUAUAUAUUGUUCUGUUAUGAUUUUGUAUAAAAAACAGUACCCGGUCGAAAUAUGUUUAUAACAAGAAUACUAUAAAAAAAAGAUAUUGGAUAAAAAUGCUCCAUUAGUGUAAUUUAUGUGUCCAACCAACAUUGGGCAUUUUUCUUUUUGACAUUUGUAUUUAUCCAGUGUGAUGAAUAUUUUGCCCAUUCUAAAGUAAUUGCUGGACAAUAUGCUUCCCACAUUGUGAAAAAUGUUGCCACAAAUUGCAUAAUUACCAUCGUGCUGGUUAAAAUUUUACCCAAUACUUUUUACAGUCAACUCGAAAUGUGGAUUUUAUGACUGUAAUAAUGUUAUAUAUGUAAUAUGAUCCAAUAUAGGAUGUUUAAUGACGAGCCUUUCAUUUUUAUUGAGU
This is a messenger RNA of Lytechinus variegatus (green sea urchin), 2075 nucleotides long. RefSeq names its product adenosine deaminase-like. Gene Ontology annotation, molecular function: adenosine deaminase activity. Bases 310 to 1377 code for a protein of 355 amino acids. The transcript has 9 exons. NCBI's taxonomy places the organism in Eukaryota, Metazoa, Echinodermata, Echinoidea, Temnopleuroida, Toxopneustidae. Gene Ontology annotation, cellular component: cytosol; external side of plasma membrane. Gene Ontology annotation, biological process: negative regulation of adenosine receptor signaling pathway; purine ribonucleoside monophosphate biosynthetic process; inosine biosynthetic process. The record is from RefSeq and is a predicted model, not a curated record.